AUGGACCCGCGCUUCCCGCCGCCGGCGCCGUCCUCUGCUGCCGCGGGUGCGCCGCGCGGCCACCGGCGGGCCCACUCCGAGACCUUCAUCCGGUUCCCCGACGCGGACCUGCUGCUCGACCCGGACAGCGACUUCUCCUUCUCCGACCUCGACUUCCCCUCCCUCUCCGACGACUCCCCCGCCGUCUCCUCCGACCCCACCCCGCCUCCUCCGCCGCUGCCGCCGCAGCAGCAGGGGGCUGCCGCGUCCCCGGCGCCGGCGCCGCGGCCGCCCGGUGGCGGGGGUGCGCAUAUGAGGAGCCUCUCGCUCGACGCCGCCUUCUUCGACGGCCUCGCGCUGCAGGGGGGAGGCGGAGGCGGAGCUGGGCAUAAGAGGAGCGGCUCCAUGGAUGGAGCGAGCUCGCCGUCCGACGGCGAGUCUGCGCUGUCCGGUGGGCUGCCGGACUACGCCAAGAAGGCCAUUCCCGCGGAAAGGCUCGCUGAACUCGCGCUCCUCGACCCCAAGCGCGCUAAGAGGAUUCUGGCCAACAGGCAGUCGGCCGCGAGGUCCAAGGAGAGGAAGAUCAAGUACACCGGCGAGCUGGAGAGGAAGGUGCAGACGCUGCAGACAGAGGCGACAACGCUCUCUGCACAGCUCACGCUUCUUCAGAGGGAUACUUCCGGUUUAACUGUUGAGAACAGAGAGCUCAAACUCCGGUUGCAGUCCAUGGAAGAACAAGCCAAACUUCGAAAUGCUCUGAAUGAUGCCCUGAGAGAAGAAGUCCAGCGGCUUAAGAUAGCGGCAGGUCAAGUUCCAAACAUGAAUGGAAACCCCUUCGGCGGAGGGCUGCAGCAGCAUCAGCAACAGCAGCAGCAGAUUCCGAACUAUUUCUCGCAGCAGCAGAUGCACUACCAAGGUCAUCAGCAUCACCACCCCCAAAACCACUCCCAGAAUUCUUCGAAUGGAGGCCAGUCGCUGAGUGGUCAGUCUCUAAGCGACUCCAUGGAUUUCAUGUGA
This is a messenger RNA of Triticum turgidum subsp. durum (durum wheat), 996 nucleotides long. The record is from the annotation of a GenBank genome assembly. NCBI's taxonomy places the organism in Eukaryota, Viridiplantae, Streptophyta, Magnoliopsida, Poales, Poaceae.